AGGAGAGAGGACUUCAGAACGAGCAGAGACCAGCCUCAGGACAAAGUGUGCCAACAGCCGCUGCGUUUUGCCCUAACCCAACCACCCACUCUGAAGUCGCGUUAAAUAUGUCUAAUAUCGUCUGCUGUAAAACGCCUCAGGUUAUAAUGUACGACCAACACAGAAAAAGUACAAGUCUAUAGCCAACGGGAUCCCAAGGACUUGAUUAGUCACUCAAGCCUGCUAGUUUGUUGUGUGGCUGGCUGCCCCCCUGGUCCUCGUCACUCCGGCCUGGCUCGUCUCCUAGCAUUGCUUCUGACCCCUCACCCCGUCCGGCUGAAGAACUCUGGGCGCCUUUGUUUGGCUACCUUCCCUUCAAAAGCCUUUCUCUGGAUUUACGUGCAUCUUUAUUAGCAAAAAUGAUUCCCAACGGUUAUUUGAUCUUUGAGGACGAGAGUUUCCUGGAUUCCACUGUGGCAAAGAUGAACGCUCUGAGGAAGAGUGGUCAGUUCUGUGAUGUUAGACUACAGGUGUGCGGUCACGAGCUGAUGGCGCACCGCGCUGUGCUGGCCUGCUGCAGCCCCUAUCUGUUUGAGAUCUUCAACAGCGACAUCGAGCCCCACGGCGUUUCCCACGUCACCUUUGAGGACCUGGACCCCGCGGCGGUGGAGAUCCUCCUCCACUACGCCUACACGGCCCAACUGAAGGCCGACCAGGAGCUAGUAAAGGAGGUGUACUCUGCAGCCAAGAAGUUCAAGAUGGAUCGAGUCAAGCAGAUCUGUGGAGACUACCUGAUAUCCAAGAUGGAAUCCCAGAACGCCAUCUCCUUCCGGAACUUUGCCAGCUCCAUGGGUGACGGGCGCGUCCUGGCCAUAGUGGACGCCUACAUCCAGGACCAUCUGCUGGACGUCUCUGAGCAGGACGACUUCCUCAAACUCCCCCGCCUCAAGUUAGAAGUAAUGCUAGAAGACAACCUGGCCCUGCCCAGCAACGGCCGGCUCUACUCCAAGGUGCUGAACUGGGUGCAGCACAGCCUCUGGGAGAACGGAGAGAACCUGGAGCAGAUGAUGGAGGAGGUUCAAACGCUGUACUACUCUGCCGACCACAAGCUGGUGCACGGCGGUCUGGUGAUUGAGGGCCACACUGAGGUGUUUGGUGGCGAGGAGGACCGCCUCCAGUUUGUGCAGAAGAAGCCUCCUCGGGAGAGCACCCAGAGGCAGAUGAGCUGCAGCUCCUCAGGAAGCCUGUCCCCUUCCAGCCAGGCCCCCAGCGCCCCCAAGCAGAGCUCCAGGAGGGAGUGGAAGUACAUCGCCUCGGAGAAGACCACCAACAACACCCACCUGUGUCUGGCCGUGCUGGACGGCACGCUGUGCGUGGUCUUCCUCCACGGCCGCAGCCCCCAGACGUCCCCCUCGGCCACGCCCUGCCUGAUGAAGAGCAUGAGCUUCGAGGCGCAGCCGGAGCUGCUGGAGCAGCGGCUGCUGGCCCCCAUGCACUACGCCCGCUCGGGCCUGGGCGCCGCCGCCCUGGGGGGCCGGCUCAUCGCAGCAGGAGGGUACAACCGGGAGGAGUGUCUGCGGACGGUGGAGUGCUACGACCCCCAGCUGGACCGCUGGACCUUCAUCGCCCCCAUGCGCACCCCCAGGGCCCGCUUCCAGAUGGCCGUGCUGAUGGGCCGUCUGUACGUGAUGGGCGGCUCCAACGGCCACUCGGACGAGCUGAGCUGUGGCGAGACGUACGACCCGCUGACUGACGACUGGGCCCAGGUCCCCGAGCUGAGGACCAACCGCUGCAACGCAGGUGUCUGCUCCUUGGACAACCAGCUGUACGUUGUGGGGGGAUCGGACCCCUGCGGCCAGAAGGGCCUGAAGAACUGCGACGCCUUCGACCCCGUCACCAAGGCCUGGACCAACUGCGCGCCCCUCAACACCCGGCGCCACCAGGCGGCGGUGUGCUCGCUGGACGGCUUCGUGUACGUGAUCGGAGGGGCGGAGUCCUGGAACUGCCUGAACACGGUGGAGCGCUACGACCCCCGCAACGACACCUGGACGCUGAUCGCCCCCAUGAACGUGGCCCGCAGGGGGGCCGGCGUGGCCGUCCACGCAGGCAGCCUGUUCGUGGUGGGGGGCUUCGACGGCUCCCACGCCCUGCGCUGCGUGGAGGUGUACGAGCCGGCCCGCGGCGAGUGGCGGAUGCUGGGCAGCAUGACGUCGGCCCGCAGCAACGCCGGCGUGGCGCUGCUCGGCGCGCUGGUCGUCGCCGUCGGCGGCUUCGACGGCAACGACUUCCUGAACAGCAUGGAGCUGUACGACCCCGCCACCGACCGAUGGAGCGAGGACACCGACGCCCCGCCCCCCCCGCCCACCGAGGGCCGAGCCACGGCUGCCCCCUCCCCCUGAGGGGCGGCGCCGGCCGGCUCUCCCCCCCCCCCCCAAACUAACAGGCUUAGUGACGUAAUCGUGUUUUGUGACGUUGUGUGUGAGCGGGUGAGGGAGGGGGAGGGAGGGAGGGAGAGAGGGAGGGAGGGAGGGAGGGGAGGGGGGGGGGUCCCCAGAGGGGUCUUCAGUGAAGACCGGCUUAUAUUAUUGGGGCAGGGGUGAGUUGCCCAAAGCAACAGGACGCUUUUGCAUAUUGCAUUCAUUAUUUUCCGUGCUGUGUGUAUAUACAUAUAGUUUUCUUUCUCACUUUUGUCAAAUGCCAACAUUUAAUACACAUUUAGGUUACUGGUUAUUCUAGUUGAACUUGUAUCUUUAAGUCAUAACUGGUAACAGUAACUUUGAGUUUCUCAACUCGAUUUUCUUUAGUCAACCUCGUCAUUUUUUUUUAGCUCACUUAGUUUAAAAGAUCUGUGGUUUAAGCCUUACUCAAAUGUAUAAGUGAAGAAGUACCUGUCAUGGCUUUGUGUCAUUUAAACUUGGAGCUGGAUUGCUUUACAAAUCUUAAACGAAGGCAUUUUUAUAUAUUUUUUUUAUACACUGCGGAUUAAACAAUAAGUGGAUGCACAUGACUUGGUCAUUAAAAUACAUCAGUGCCAGUUCUAGUAACUUUGUUUUAAUGCCACACACAACCAUGCUUAUGUGCUCCUGCUUAUAGAAUGUUUUACUAUGAUCUGACUUAUUCACUUAUUGCAGUUUACUGAAGAUCUUUUUUUCUUUUGAGUGUUUUUAAAAGUCAGGCAUUGGCAUAGAUUACCUUUUGGCAGCAAACAUAGAUUGAGAAUACGUACCACAUUUGUAACAUUUCUAAACUAAUAAACCAUGUCAACCAGAA
Messenger RNA from Gadus macrocephalus (Pacific cod), 3249 nucleotides. RefSeq names its product influenza virus NS1A binding protein a (gene ivns1abpa). The record is from RefSeq and is a predicted model, not a curated record. Gene Ontology annotation, molecular function: protein binding. The coding region runs from base 399 to 2378 and encodes 659 amino acids. The transcript is spliced from 15 exons. NCBI's taxonomy places the organism in Eukaryota, Metazoa, Chordata, Actinopteri, Gadiformes, Gadidae.